Molecule: messenger RNA, 1739 nt
Organism: Salvia miltiorrhiza (redroot sage)
Lineage: Eukaryota; Viridiplantae; Streptophyta; Magnoliopsida; Lamiales; Lamiaceae
Product: protein trichome birefringence-like 35
Exons: 6
Coding region: 50-1555 (501 amino acids)
Cellular component (GO): Golgi apparatus
Molecular function (GO): O-acetyltransferase activity
Source: RefSeq, a predicted model, not a curated record
UUAAUAACCGAAAAUCUCUGAUCCAGAGAGAGCAUGAUUGUCGGACUUCAUGCUUACUUCCAUAAUUAAAUUACCAAAAAUCUUUCUUCUUCUUAAAUCUUUCCCAAUCCCGUCGCUGUCGGCAGAUGAUCAAAACUCUUUCAAACUAAUUUUCCUAAUUUCAGCAGCAAGAAAAAUUUUAAAAAUGCAGCAACGAUGGCAGAAGAAGAAGAAGCAUUUCCCUCUCAUCGCGCUCGCCUUCUUUGUUUUCAUAGCUUUCUCAAUUUUGUGCAGUGAGUCCAAUAUUCGAGUGAUUCAUCAGCACCGAGCUCGCAGCGAUAGGAAUGUGGAAAAGCAGCGCUCUAGUCUCAGUCAGAAUGGUUCUUUGUUCUAUUCCACGCCGGCCCACACCUUUAAUCUUUCACAGAAACCACCAGUGGGCUUAGAUAAAUUUACUACGUGCGCUACCACGGUGAGGUAUAGUGGCAGGAGGGCUGUUUCGGCCAUCCAUAGGGAGGAGCCCGGUGGUAGGAGGGCGGUAUCUGAAGUGGAAGGUUGUGAUUUCUUUUCUGGGAAGUGGAUUUUGGACAAUGUGUCUUAUCCAUUGUACAAUGAGUCUCAUUGUCCGUACAUGUCGGAUCAACUUGCCUGCCACAAGCAUGGGAGGCAAGAUUUAGGGUAUCAGUUUUGGCGAUGGCAGCCGCAAAACUGCAAUAUGAAGAGGUGGAACGCAUUGGAAAUGUGGGAGAAAUUGAGGGGGAAGAGGUUGAUGUUUGUAGGAGAUUCACUCAAUCGAGGGCAGUGGAUAUCGAUGCUGUGUCUGUUGCAGUCUGUGAUUCCACGGGAUAAGCAGUCCAUCACGCCCAACUCUGAACUCACAAUCUUUCGAGCAGAGAACUACAAUGCCACUAUCGAGUUCCUCUGGGCGCCUCUUCUUGUGGAAUCCAACUCCGAUGAUGCAGUUGAUCAUCGCAUGAACGAGAGGAUACUGCGUCCGGAUGCAAUUCUCAGGCACUCAUCGCGAUGGGAGCAUGCAGAUAUACUGGUUUUUAAUUCGUAUCUGUGGUGGAGACAGGGCUCGGUGAAGCUGUUAUGGAGCGAUGAUGAGAAUGGCGCAUGUGAAGAAAUUAGUGGCCUCGGAGGCAUGGAGUUGGCCAUGGAAACGUGGGCCGAUUGGGUGGCCUCACACGUUGAUCCACAAACGAAGAAGGUUUUCUUCGUCACAAUGUCGCCUACACAUCUAGGGAAGUACGAGUGGGAGGCCGGGAGCGAGGGCAACUGCUACAACGAGACACAGCCUAUACACGACGAAAGAUACUGGGGAACUGGCUCGGACUUGCCCACGAUGAGAAUGAUCGAGAAGGUGCUGAGCCGGGUGAGUUCGAAGGUUUCGGUUCUCAACAUCACUCAGCUCUCCGAGUACAGGAAAGACGGCCAUCCAACCAUUUACCGUAAGUUUUGGGAGCCGUUGGAGCCUGAGAAAGUGACGAACCCUGCCAGCUACUCCGACUGCAUCCACUGGUGUCUGCCCGGGGUGCCCGACGUCUGGAACGAGCUGCUGUUCCAGUUUUUGUAACAGGGUGUUGUUGGUUUUGCAUAUGUAGAUUUCAAGAAAUUGUGUAGUAGAAGGAAUCUUGAAACAUUUAUGGAGUUUGCAGAUUGAUUUUGUGGGUGUAAUGAGCAGUUUAUUUACUCAUCUUAAAAGAUGAGAUUUGAGCUUCUGGUAAAUUUCAAUACAUAUGUUCCUAUCUAAAAAGCAA